Messenger RNA from Pleurotus ostreatus (oyster mushroom), 2517 nucleotides. RefSeq lists its product as uncharacterized. Gene Ontology annotation, molecular function: metal ion binding; mRNA binding. The coding region runs from base 1 to 2517 and encodes 838 amino acids. The record is from RefSeq and is a predicted model, not a curated record. Lineage: Eukaryota; Fungi; Basidiomycota; Agaricomycetes; Agaricales; Pleurotaceae. The transcript is spliced from 5 exons.
AUGCACGACAUUGUCACGAAAUCUUUAACAACGACCAGCAACUUGCACCCAUCGUCCGACGAAUCGACCCCAACCCUCACAAAGCAGCGGAAGAAUACGGACCCUCGUUGGUCUCAGCCCCAGGAACUACCUAACAUUAAUACAGAAGUACUAGAGAAUUGGCAAAUGAGGCUCCCAAACGACCACACGCCUAUCCAAUCGUCUGCACCGCGCAGGCCAACACCAGCAGGAGGUCUCCAAAAGCGCAGCUACCCCACCCGCCCCGACUCUGAGGCAUCCAUUCAGAUGGACAAAUCUGCCCCCGCUUCGAACAACCGUUGGCUGUCCAAUGGCAAUGGACAAUUUGUUGACUCGGAUGCGACGAACUGGGACCUCUCCGACAGUCUCGUCAAGUUGAACAUCGGAGACGUCAGUGGUGCCGAUGACCACGUUCACGGGCAGAUGUCAACACCACCCAAAUCGACGAUAGGGUCAUCAGCUGUAGUCCCGCUAAGUGAAACUAGUCCGCUCGAAACGUCUUCCAAUCCAAGCAUCGACUCUUCUCCUCAUCCCUCCGAUCAUCAAAUCAGCAUCUCCCACUCCCGUGGUUCAUCAACAGACUCGACCGUUUCGAGUUCCCACGAGUCGACUAUGUCGGGAGUAGGCAAUACGCUUCUGGCGCCCGCUCAUGUCUCUGCAAAGUCCGGGGCAGACACAAAGGAACGUCCCCACUCAUUUAGUGGCGGCCUAUCGGCUGCAGACCUUCGCCGCCUUCAGCAAGCGGGUGAAGUUGACGACCAUUUCUCGCAGCAGCAACAAUGGCCGGGAGCUGCUUACCGCGACAGCGGAGCGGUCAACGACAGACAGUACGAACAGCUACCGUAUCCUACGCUGGUUCAUCCCAGCGCAAUAAAUCGCCCUCAGCCACUCCAGCCACCUUUCGAUUACCAAUUAGCCCAAUCGCAGGACAACUUUGCCUCAGUUCACAACCGUGACGACCUUCAGAUUGAUUACGCUUUGCAACAAAGAAACUACAAUCCGAUCCAACCGUCUGUGUUGGGCGGUCAUGCUGCUGCUUAUGCACCUCCUCGCCCAGCAAAUCUGCAAUCGCUUCCUUAUCGCCAGACUCACCGCGGCUUCAACCAACCCGGACUGAUGCCCAGCCCAUCGUUCCCUACGCACACAACACACCUUUCAUUAGGGAAUACGCAACAGCUUUACGACAUGAUGAUCCCCCCUCACGAUCCUGCAGUGGCGCGCGUCCAACAGCAGCACAACGUCUUCCGUGCUACUCAUCAUCACUCAGCGUCGGACCCAUCUGCUAUCAGAGAUGCCGCCGUUUUGGCUGCUUUGGGAGGCAACAUGCAAGGGUUCCCCUUCCCCGCUGGUAUGGCACCUCCAGCUACAAUGGGGAUGUAUCCGAACCAAUAUUACGGAGCUCAAGAUGCUUACCAACGCAACGAUCUCGCAACGGCCCAGGCUCUGGUUGCUGCCAGGCUUCAGUCUCAAUAUACUGGUCCUUAUUCAGUCCUACCUCCCGCCGUAGAGCCGGCUUUAUCGAGCCCCGCCUCUCCGAGCAAUGCAUCAGGUGGACCGAGCGCCAACAACAGGAAAUUGGGAUUGUACAAGACGGAGCUUUGCCGUAGCUGGGAAGAAAAGGGUUCUUGUAGGUAUGGCACAAAGUGCCAGUUUGCGCACGGCGAAGACGAGAUUCGUCUCGUAUCCAGACACCCGAAGUACAAGACUGAAAUUUGUCGAACGUUCUGGGUAUCUGGCUCUUGUCCAUAUGGCAAGCGUUGCUGCUUCAUACACACGGAAGUUCCAAACAACCAGACCGGUGCCGCGGGCGGCACUCCCACCGCCGAUUCUGGACAGCAGCCCUCUCGUCCAGACGGCCGGGAACGUUCGGCCAGUACUAACAGCGAUCCCAACGAUGGAUCGGUGUCACUUCUUGCCCGUCUCACUGCGAAGCGCAGCCAAGAGAACAACAAUCCUUCUACUCCAGUAGAAAUGAACCCGCCCAGCAACCUCCAGUACUCUCGUCCCCCAACAGGUAGCCUGCGUGUGGACACGACGCAGCUCGACGGUCCGUCGCUGUCGAAGCAGAACAAAUCCGCUUAUCCGACAUUCACGAGCAACGGGAUUCUCAUGCCCGCUGGUGACCACUCCGGUAACAAGAGCCCUGCGCCCGUGACUGCAGGACCUGAUCUGGGACGCCAUAACCUCGCCUCGAGGCUUGAGAUUGUGGGCUACCCUCAUCAGUUGCGCGGGGGCAUCAAAGCUGUGUCGAACAGUUCAAGCGUACGACGCUCGCUGGGUGGCAGCGAUGUCGAUGGCAGUUUCAGUCCUUCCCCUCCCAUCUCAGGCGGACAGUCCUCUUUCGGGCUUGCCUCCGCCGUCGAGCCAUCGACCGGCAGCAGCCACCCUUCUCGCAUCGGCGGUCACGUCCGCGCUGGCAGCGCCGGAAACUGGGGGGUUUGGUCAUCCUCCGACCUCGCUGUGGGCUCCUCUAGACUCAACGAAAAGGCAUGGGCAUGA